CAAGCGCCCGGUUACGCCGACGUACGUCACUGUGUGUGCGGAAGAGCUGCGCCACGUUGGGUCUGGCGCUUAGGGAUUAGCCGGGGCAGCUCGCGGUGUGAGGCGUACAAGAGGGCAGUAGAGAGUGCGAAACAGCAAAAUGUUGCGUCAAGCUGCUCUGAGCCCCCGUAUCGGGAGAUGUUUUCUGUCAUAUGUAAGAACCACAGCACUCCCUCCUCGUAUAAAGUAUGCCCCUUCUUCUGCCCCCACCCGGCACUGGAGCAACAUCCCUUUCAUUACGAUGCCCCUCAUUCGCUCGCAUGGAAAGCCGUUUGCUCACCGCAGCGAGCUGAAGCAUGCCAAGCGCAUCGUUGUGAAGCUUGGGAGUGCCGUGGUCACUCGUGGAGAUGAGUGUGGACUUGCCCUCGGACGGUUGGCAUCUAUUGUAGAGCAGGUUUCAGUGCUACAGAACCAGGGCCGCGAGAUGAUGAUUGUCACCAGCGGAGCUGUGGCUUUUGGAAAACAGCGUCUCAGACAUGAAAUUCUUUUAUCUCAGAGUGUGAGGCAAGCUUUACAUUCUGGCCAGAACCAGCUGAAAGAUAUGCAAGUUCCAGUGUUGGAGGCACGAGCCUGCGCGGCUGCUGGCCAGAGUGGACUUAUGGCUCUGUACGAAGCCAUGUUUACACAGUACAGUAUCUGUGCUGCCCAGAUCUUAGUAACAAACCUGGAUUUCCAUGAUGAGCAGAAGAGAAGAAACUUAAACGGCACCUUGCAUGAGCUCCUGCGCAUGAACAUCGUUCCCAUCAUUAACACCAAUGAUGCCGUUGUUCCACCUCCUGAGCCGAACAGCGAUCUGCAGGGGGUAAAUGUUAUUAGUAUCAAGGACAAUGACAGCCUGGCUGCUCGGUUGGCCGUCGAGAUGAAAGCAGACCUAAUAAUAGUAUUGUCUGAUGUGGAAGGUCUUUUUGACAGUCCCCCUGGGUCAGAUGACGCCAAACUUAUAGACAUUUUCUAUCCUGGGGAUCAACAAUCUGUAACGUUUGGGACUAAAUCCAGAGUUGGAAUGGGAGGCAUGGAGGCAAAGGUGAAAGCUGCUCUGUGGGCUCUUCAAGGAGGAACCUCUGUCGUCAUUGCGAACGGGACUCACCCCAAGAUAUCGGGACAUGUGAUUACAGACAUUGUGGAGGGGAAGAAAGUAGGCACGUUCUUCUCCGAAGUGAAACCUGCCGGUCCCACUGUGGAACAACAGGCUGAAAUGGCCCGAUCUGGUGGCAGGAACCUUGCAGCAUUGCAACCAGAGCAGAGAGCCGAGAUCAUAUUCCGCCUUGCUGAUUUGCUGACGGAUCAUAGAGAUGAGAUUCUUUCUGCUAACAAGAAGGAUAUGGAAGAAGCAGAGGAAAAGGGAAGGUUGGCUUCUCCACUGUUGAAACGUUUAAGCCUGUCGACAGCAAAGUUGAACAGCCUGGCCAUCGGGCUACGGCAGAUCGCUGCCUCUUCGCAGGACAGCGUAGGACGUGUCAUCCGUAGAACGAAAGUUGCCAAAGAUUUGGAGCUGGAGCAGGUGACCGUUCCAAUCGGGGUCCUGCUGGUUAUUUUCGAGUCUCGACCAGAUUGCCUUCCACAGGUUUCAGCUCUGGCUAUUGCAAGUGGGAACGGCCUGCUGCUGAAAGGAGGAAAAGAGGCUACUAAUAGUAACCAGACCCUGUACCGCCUGACUCAGGAAGCCCUGGCCCUUCAUGGCGUUAAGGAUGCAGUGCAGCUUGUAAACACGAGAGAAGAAGUUGAAGAUUUGUGCCGUCUUAAUAAGCUUAUUGACCUUAUCAUUCCACGAGGCUCAUCACAGCUGGUCAGGGACAUCCAGAAAGCAGCCAAAGGCAUUCCGGUGAUGGGACACAGUGAAGGGAUAUGCCACGUGUAUGUGGACAGUGAAGCCAGCGUGGAGAAGGUUACAAGGAUUGUACGAGAUUCGAAGUGUGAAUACCCAGCAGCUUGCAACGCGUUGGAAACUUUGCUGAUCCAUAGAGAUGUGUUGAGGACACCUUUGUUUGAUCAGAUCAUCGAUAUGCUAAGAGUUGAGCAGGUGAAAAUCCACGCGGGUCCCAAGUUUGCCUCUUAUUUGACCUUUAGCCCAUCAGAGGUGAAGUCCUUGCGCACAGAAUAUGGAGACCUGGAGUGUUGCAUUGAAGUGGUGGACAGUGUCCAAGAUGCCAUAGAACAUAUUCACAAGUAUGGAAGCUCUCAUACAGAAGCAAUCAUCACAGAGAAUGAAAAAACGGCAGAAUAUUUUCUUCAGCAUGUUGACAGCGCCUGCGUCUUCUGGAACUCCAGCACCCGCUUCUCAGACGGAUACCGUUUUGGACUUGGAGCCGAGGUUGGAAUCAGCACCUCCAGGAUCCAUGCCCGAGGUCCUGUGGGCCUGGAGGGAUUACUUACCACAAAGUGGUUGUUGCGAGGUGAAAACCACGUGGUCUCUGACUUCUCUGAACAAGGAAGUAUGAAAUAUCUCCACGAAAAUAUCCCCGUUCCCCAGAGACACAUCAGCUAAGACAAUUGGCUGUAUUUUACUGAUCGAUCUAAAAAUGUACCUCUUAUAGAACGCGAGUGGCAGGAAUUGGCAGAUUAUAUUUCUGGAAUGUGGGCAGACAUCUGCUGAUUUCUUUCCGGAAUUAAAGGGAGGGAGAAAAAAAAAAUAAGGUUACUGUACGUCUUAGAAUCAUGAUAUUAGUAAAAUGAAUCUGGACACUUUUUGUAGAGGACUCACUAAAUGUGCAGUAGUACCCAGGGAAUUUUUACUUGAUGAUCCAUGGAGUAAUUCUUUCUGUGGAACCUGGAUAUGUAUUUUGUUUUU
Molecule: messenger RNA, 2827 nt
Organism: Spea bombifrons (plains spadefoot toad)
Lineage: Eukaryota; Metazoa; Chordata; Amphibia; Anura; Pelobatidae
Gene: ALDH18A1
Product: aldehyde dehydrogenase 18 family member A1
Exons: 18
Coding region: 140-2524 (794 amino acids)
Cellular component (GO): mitochondrion; cytoplasm
Molecular function (GO): glutamate 5-kinase activity; ATP binding; glutamate-5-semialdehyde dehydrogenase (NADP+) activity
Source: RefSeq, a predicted model, not a curated record